UUCUCCCCGGCAAUGAUUGCAUACAGUGAUAAGUGUGCUGCACCUCUUCUAAUAAAAAGUAAAAACAUUUGGUUCGGAACAAUACUAUCUCUUAAUUGGAAGAGUAGCUGAAAAUAAGUAUGAUAAUGAUUCUAGUACUUUCUAGAUACACACAUAGCACUUGUACAGUUGUACUCCUAAUUGAGGUACACAGAAGAAGAAAAGUAUCCAUGCAAUGAAGUUGCAACAUUCUCUGGUUCAGUCUGUCACCCCUUUAUCUCCAUCAUCACCACCAACUUCACCCUAUCCAAAAUUAACUUUCUUGCUGUGGGGUUAACAAAGAAAGUUGAAAAGUCGCUGUGCAUGUUGUUAAAUUGUUAAAUGUUAAUCGUAACAUGAUACCCCAUCAAGUGCUCCAAGUGGGGAACAUGACAUGUUACACAAAACACAAUUAGUGUCAUUGGACCCCAUUCCCACAACAACAAUACUCUUUUGUUCCAUUUUCAGGCACGCUUCAUCCUCCCACCCUUUUUAAUCCUUCCUUCACCAUGUAAUAAUAAUAAUUAGUAUUUUAUUUUAUUUUUAUUUCCUCCUUUUUCACCAUGAACGUGCCAUCAUCACUCCACCUUACAGAAUCAUUCCUUCUACCGUUUUCUCUCUUUUAAUUUUUUAGCAGCACUGCCACAUUCUCAGUCAGCGCUAAUUUGAUUGUGUCACACUCACAUGCAUUACUACAAGAAGCAGAAGAAUCAGUCUUCAUUCUUUUCAAACUUUCUCAACUAUUAACACAACACACAAUCUCUCUUCCUUGAUGUGACAGAUGAAGAAAUCUGGAAUUCCCCUGACUCUGAUGAUAUUAUUGUCCUUGGCGUGGUGUGAUGGUGAGAUAAUAAGAUCGGUUCAUGUUCUUGACCUGAUGAUAAGAGACUACACGUUCAAGUCAGUGGACAAGAACUUCAAGACAGGGACAGCAGAGUCAGUGAAGUUACCUUCAAAGCUAGCAGGGAUCAGUGUUGACACAGUAAGGUUCAGAUGUGGAAGCUUAACAAGGUACGGUGCUGAACUAAAGGAGUUUCAUCUCAAUGUUGGUGUAACCGUUCAUCCAUGUAUUGAGAGGGUCAUGUUGAUAAGACAAAAUAUGGGCUCUAAUUGGUCUUCUAUAUAUUAUUCUAACUAUGAUCUAUCUGGCUACCAGCUUGUUUCUCCAAUUCUCGGACUCUUAGCUUACAAUGCCGAUCAAGAUUCCAAUUCUUCAAACUCAAGCAUCAACCCUUUUCAACUUGGAAUUGUGUCUGGUGAUAAACCUCUCACUAUUGAUUUCACCAAUGCUACAAAACUGAAUGAGGGGACGCCCUUGUGUGCUAGUUUUGAAGGAGACGGGAGAAUGACGGUGGCCAAAGCCAGCGAAUAUUCACCGUUUGUUUGCGUUGCCAAGAGGAAUGGGCAUUUUGGGAUGGUGGUUGUGGAUUCUGAAGUGGAUGAGUAUAAUAAGAAGCCCAUAGCUCAGUGGAAAGUGGCGGUUGGAAGCACAAUUGGUGCUGCAUUAGGUGCUUUCCUUCUUGGGUUGCUCCUGGUGGCGAUGCUUGUGAGGGUGAAGAAGAGAUCAAGAAUGGUGGAGAUGGAAAGAAGGGCCUAUGAAGAAGAAGCUCUUCAGGUUUCAAUGGUUGGUCAUGUCAGAGCUCCUACUGCUUCUGGAACAAGAACCACGCCCACGCUUGAGCAUGACUAUAUAAAUUCUCAUCUUAAUUAAGCAUUGUUGCUGCUCAAUACUUUGAUCAAUCGAAUCAUUUUUGUAACAUUAAAUACUACAUUUGUAUAAUUAGUUUCAAUUACAACAGUGCUUUGCUGCCUAUGUUAUUCAUUCAUAA
Arachis ipaensis is the source of this 1847-nucleotide messenger RNA. Its product is annotated as transmembrane protein, putative (DUF1191). Lineage: Eukaryota; Viridiplantae; Streptophyta; Magnoliopsida; Fabales; Fabaceae. Gene Ontology annotation, cellular component: membrane. The record is from RefSeq and is a predicted model, not a curated record.